UGAAAUAUUUGAAUAAAUGGAUAGUGUUCUCAUAGAAAAAGCUGUUUUGAUCAUGUCGACCACGGCUAAUAGCCCCGUGGAUGUAAAUGCGAUUGAGGUAGAAUCCGUCCACCCUUCCACCACAUCGCCUGUCCGUGGUCAAGUUGUCCAUCACCGGGUUCCAAGUUCGAGGUCGAGCUAUUCCCAAGAUUCGGCUGAAACCUCCUCCAUCGAAAUCGAGUAUGCCACCUUGCCGUUGCCCCCACUCUUUAAUUCCAAACGUGGCGAGUUCUUGCUCAUGUCUGCGCUGGGAUUUAUGCUUAUAUUUGCCACUCGUAUCACGCCCUUACCGUCCCUCAUCAUUUUGAAUCCAAAUGGGGAAUCGAAGACCGGCCACGAAACUGAAAUCCAAUCGUGGGCCGCACUCGCAGAAACCUCCUUGGGCAACCCCAAGCCAUUAGACCUCGGCAUAAUUGGUGCAUUUUUUAUAGGCUACCUUUUCCUUCAGAUCCCUGGGGGUUAUUUUGCUGGAAGAGGCCGAGGUCAUACGGUCUUCCUGCUCUCGCUUUUGGGGGUAGGGUUGUGCCACUUGUGUUCCCCCUUCGCCGCUACGCUCGGACGACACCCCUUGUGGAUCAUACGUUUCAUCAAAGGCUUGUUUGAAGGGUUGUCGGUGCCUGCCAUGCACAGCCUUAUUGCUCGAUGGGCUCCCAAGCAUGAACGAAGCCGCAUGGGAGGCUUCAUUUAUGGAUCAUCAUUGAUUGGCACGAUUCUAGCUAACCUUUCUGCCACCUACUUGACGAGGGCUUUGGGCUGGCAAUCGAAUUUCUACGUGUUUGGUGGUUUGACAAUCCUCUUGUCCAUCAAAUGGUGGUUCUCAGCAUUCGACUCUCCUCGGACUCAUACCCGGAUUUCGGUUUCCGAACGUCUAGCCAUUUGGCGAGACACCAAUCCGCCCCGCAUAGAAACCCUCUUCCAAAUCCCUUGGCAAUCGAUCCUCCGUUGCAUAAGUUUCAGGAGAGUGUUGAUAUGCCACAUUGUUUAUAGCUUUGGGUUGUUUAUCAUUUGCAACGAGCUGCCCAAAUACCUUCAAGACAUUCAUCAUAACCAAAUUCUCCAGUCACCAAAUUGGGCCCUAAUUCCCUUGGGGGUCAACUUUGUAAGCGUCGUUUUUGCCGGGCAUCUGGCCGAUUUUCUUCAAAUUCAAAAUUGGCUCAGUGUGUGGAACGUUCGAAAGAUCUUUUUCGGUAUUGGAUCCUUCGGCACAUGCAUCUUCCUGUUGGCCUUUAUUCUUCUCUCUGGAAUACCUGGUUGGGUGUUACCCCUCUUCUGCUUGAUUUUGUUCACAAAUGGGUUUGCCAUGUUGGGGUUUUUCAUAACUCAUAUCGACUUGAGCACGAAAUAUGCUGGACCUCUGAUGGGAAUAUCUAACCUUUUGGCCACUCUCAUGGGUUUUGUGGCUCCGAUCUGCGUAUCCACUUUUAUGGACGGUUUCAUUGGGGACGAGUCCAAGUGGAAUGGAAUCCUUUACUUUCUGAUGUCGAUUUAUGCUCUUACUGGGAUAUACUUCAUUUAUGGAUUACAAAAUGAACCGAUGAAGAUUGGAGAGCAAAACAACUCCCCCGAUCCUGCCACUGCCCCUAGUGAACAAGAGCCUUUAAUUUCCCACAAUUAGGCUCAAGAAUCAAAUUUCUGUUCUUUAUUCCAUUGAAAAAUAUCGAAUUUCACAUUCACAUUUCACAUACCGGCAUUGAAAUAACAGAAAAAUGCGAUGUUA
Tigriopus californicus is the source of this 1756-nucleotide messenger RNA. RefSeq names its product sialin-like. NCBI's taxonomy places the organism in Eukaryota, Metazoa, Arthropoda, Copepoda, Harpacticoida, Harpacticidae. Gene Ontology annotation, molecular function: transmembrane transporter activity. The coding region runs from base 17 to 1654 and encodes 545 amino acids. The transcript has 4 exons. Gene Ontology annotation, biological process: transmembrane transport; monoatomic anion transport. The record is from RefSeq and is a predicted model, not a curated record.